AUGGCAGACUCCAAUUCGUCGCGGUUCACGGUAAUCAUUGCCGGCGGCAGUCUUGUCGGUUUGACAACGGCGGUGACGCUGGAAAAGGCUGGGAUCGACUAUGUCCUGUUAGAGAAGCGAGAGAUCGCUCCUCAUCUGGGCGCCUCUGUCUCAAUUCAUCCGCAUACCCAGCGGGUUAUGGAGCAGCUUGGCAUUUGGCCUGAGAUCCAGGCUGGCGUUGUGCCGUUAGAAACUCGACAACACUAUGAUGAGAAUGGUAACAUGUUUGAAGACUCGGCCAUCCUGCAAGAGAUUUCCAAGAUAUUUAUGCUUAGCUGCAUCUAUAACCAGAUUGCAGACAAGUCUAGAAUCCGAGCUCACACUGGUGUUGCUUCCUUCACUGAGACGGAGGAUGGUGUUGAGGUAGUUACGGAUAAGGGUGAAACCAUCAAGGGAGACAUCCUCCUCGGUGCCGAUGGCAUCCACAGCACAAUUCGAAACCUGAUGGCUGAUAAGAUUGCUUCUACUGAUCCUGCUGCAUCAAAAGAAAUGCAGAGUGGCUUCAUCAGCAACUAUCAUUGCAUCUUUGCAACCUCCAAGAACUCUAAAGAGUCGGCGGGCGGCAAGCAAUUCUUGCCGGAGCGAGCUGUCCACAAUGUUUAUUACCCGGGCUUCUCCGGCGUCAUUGCUGCUGGUGUCCCUGGUCUUGUCUUUUGGUUUCUGUUUGUGAAGAGUGAUCGUACAACACAGACUCCCAAUACACCGCGCUUCACAGAAGAAGAGACCGAGGCCACAAUCGCCAAGUACGGAGACUAUGCCGUCGGCCCUGGCUAUACCUUCAAAGACUUGUGGGAAAGCAGGGUUAGGGCAAACAUGCUGCCCCUUGAAGAGGGAGUUUUGAAGCCAAAGUGGAAUACCGGUGGUAGAGUUGCAUUGAUGGGUGACGCCGUUCACAAAGCGACCAUCAACCCUGGACUAGGAGGCAACUUGGCCAUUGAGGGUGUUGUCCACUUAAUGAACGAAUUGAUACCCUUGGUACGACGAUGCGAGGCGGACGGUGGGAGAAAACCGACAAAGAGCGAGAUCACUGCUGCUUUGGAUGCUUAUGAGGCGAAGCAACGACCCCAUGCUAACACGAUUGUCACCAUGUCUGGAUAUGUCACAAGGUAUGAAGCAAUGGAGACAUGGUGGUUGCGGCUCUUGCGCCGUGUGUCUCCUUGGGUCAGCGAUAAGACCAAGGCUGGUGGAUUCGUUGGAUAUAUAAAUGAAGGACCAUGGCUGAACUUUUUGCCCAAUCCGGAUGAGCAGCAGAAGGUGGAUGAGAAGCCAUAGAGCGGAGUUCAACGGUCUUAAGGUGUUUGUUGCAUCGUGUUGAGGGGGCAUUGGUUACUGUAUAUCACAACUGCC
This is a messenger RNA of Trichoderma harzianum CBS 226.95, 1386 nucleotides long. RefSeq lists its product as hypothetical. The transcript is spliced from 2 exons. The coding region runs from base 1 to 1311 and encodes 436 amino acids. The record is from RefSeq and is a predicted model, not a curated record. NCBI's taxonomy places the organism in Eukaryota, Fungi, Ascomycota, Sordariomycetes, Hypocreales, Hypocreaceae. Gene Ontology annotation, molecular function: FAD binding.